Messenger RNA from Leptosomus discolor (cuckoo roller), 968 nucleotides. RefSeq names its product popeye domain cAMP effector 3 (gene POPDC3). Gene Ontology annotation, biological process: striated muscle cell differentiation; skeletal muscle tissue development; heart development. Gene Ontology annotation, molecular function: cAMP binding. Gene Ontology annotation, cellular component: sarcolemma. The record is from RefSeq and is a predicted model, not a curated record. NCBI's taxonomy places the organism in Eukaryota, Metazoa, Chordata, Aves, Leptosomiformes, Leptosomidae.
AAUAAAAAUUUCCAAGAUUCAUCUGAAUUGAAAAAUUUAUUUCAGCCAUGGGAGAAAAUGCAAGUUUUUGGGGAAGCCUGAUAUAUGCACAUCCUACAUGUACGACCUGGAAGCAAGAGGCAGAGGGAUCUAUCUACCACCUAGCCAGUAUUCUCUUUGUUGUGGGCUUCAUGGGUGGAAGUGGAUUCUUUGGGCUUCUCUAUGUCUUCAGCUUGCUUGGAUUGGGCUUUCUCUGCUCUUCUGUUUGGGCUUGGCUGGAUGUCUGUGCUGCUGAUAUAUUCUCCUGGAAUUUUAUACUGUUUGCUAUAUGCUUCGUCCAGUUCAUUUACGUUACCUACCAAGUUCGGAGUGUUUCCUUUGACAGAGAGUUCCAGGAACUCUACAGUGCUCUCUUCCAGCCUCUAGGAAUUUCUUUGACUGUCUACAGAAAGAUCAUCUUGUGCUGCGAUGCAGAAGUGGUUACCCUGGAGAAAGAACAUUGUUACGCCAUGCAGGGCAAAACACCUAUUGAUAAACUGUCCUUGCUUGUGUCAGGCAGGAUCAGAGUGACAGUUGAUGGGGAAUUUCUGCAUUAUAUAUUUCCUCUUCAAUUUCUGGAUUCUCCUGAAUGGGAUUCACUGAGGCCCACAGAAGAGGGAAUUUUCCAGGUAACACUUACAGCAGAGACGGAUUGCCGGUACGUGGCCUGGAGGAGAAAGAAGCUGUAUCUGCUGUUUGCCAAGCACCGCUUCAUCUCCCGCCUGUUCUCAAUUUUAAUUGGGAGCGACAUUGCUGAAAAACUGUAUGCCUUGAAUGACAGAGUGCACGUGGGGAAAGGCUUUAGGUACGACAUUCGGUUACCGAACUUCUACCACGUCUCACUGCCAGAGACCCCUCCGGUGAAGCCUGCCCACCACCUACAGAGAGGGUCCCCCCGGCGCAAGCCCACGGGGAUUACAAACUGCAGCUCCUUCAGCACACAGCCCUAG